UGGUUUGCAGGGAGGUGACAAGUGCCAACCAAAGCCUAUAAAAAUCUCCCAGCCCCUGCUCUGGCUCAGUGACCUGGUUCCCCCCCCCUCCCAGCACAGCCGUCCCGCAGCAGAGACCUUCUGCCCAGAGUGGGGACGCCUGGUCCAGAGCAGGGACUUCAGCCCCGGAGUCAAGAUCCCAAACCUGGAGCCCCCAGCAAUGACCGGCAAAACUGCACCUCCCGCCACCCACCCAGCUCCAGCAGAUCCAAAGAAAGAGCCAAGCCCAGAGAAAGAACCAGCACCAGCUCCAGCUGCUGAAGAACCUCCAAGCCCUGAGCAUCCCCCGGCUGCAGACCAGCCCUCAGCCCCCACAGAUGAAGCCACUCCUGUCCCCACGGCAGAAGGGACUCCAACCCCUGAGGAAGGUCCUCCAGCUCCUCCAGCUGAACCCCAGGCUCCAGCUCCUGAACCUGAGAAACCCAAGGCAGAGCCACCCAGCUCCCCCUUGUCCUUGGCUGUGGAAGAAGUGAGUGAAAACUCGGUGACACUGACCUGGAAAACUCCAGAGCAGACAGGCCGGGAGGGCCUGGAUGGAUACGUGGUGGAGAUCUGCAAAGAUGGAAGUACGGACUGGACAGCUGUGAACCAGGAGCCUUUUCUUUCCACCCGGUACGUGAUCCAGGACCUCAGCUCAGGUGACAAGAUCCAUGUCCGGGUGAAGGCUGUCAGUGCCAACGGUGCCAGUGUCCCAGCUGCUUUGGAGCAGCCUGUCACCAUCAGAGAGAUCCUCCAGCUUCCGAAGAUCCGCAUGCCCCGUCACCUGCGGGAGACUUAUUUCAGGCGUGUUGGAGAUGCUGUGAACAUUAUGAUCCCUUUCCAGGGAAAGCCACAGCCAGAGGUGACCUGGACCAAGGGUGGCCAGCCCCUGGACACCAGCCGUGUCAGCAUCCGCACCACGGGCAAGGACACCAUCUUCUUCAUCCGCACGGCCCAGCGCAGCGACUCGGGCAGGUACGAGCUCGCCGUGAGGAUAAAUGGAGCAGAGGACAAGGCCAUCCUGGACAUCCAAGUCAUUGAGCCACCGGGUCCCCCCCAGAACCUGAAGCUGGUGGAUGUGUGGGCCUUUAACGUGGCCUUGGAGUGGACACCCCCAGCGGACAACGGAAACUCCGAGAUCAAGGGCUACAUCGUGCAGAAGUCAGACAAGAAGAGUGGGAAGUGGUUCACGGCCCUGGAGCGCUGCACCCGCACCAGCUGCACCAUCUCUGACCUCAUCAUGGGCAACUCCUACUCGUUCCGGGUCUUUUCCGAGAACGCCUGCGGGCUGAGCGAGAGGGCAGCUGUCACCUCUGAGGUGGCCCACAUCAAGAAGACAAAAACUUCUUACCAGGCAGAGAAGAUCCCCCAACAGGACAUGAUGGAGCCUCCAAAGUUCACCCAACCCUUGACAGAUCGAACCACCACCCGGGGCUACAGCACACAUCUCUUCUGCUCCGUCCGGGGCUUCCCCCAGCCCAAAAUCAUCUGGAUGAAAAAUCAGAUGGAGAUACGGGAAGACCCCAAAUACAUCGCCAUGACUGAGCAGGGCAUCUGCUCCCUGGAAAUCCGCAAGCCCAACCCUUUUGAUGGGGGCAUCUACACCUGCAAAGCUGUGAACCCCCUGGGGGAAGCCUCAGUAGACUGCAGACUUGAUGUGAAAGUGCCCCAGUGAGGAGAGAUCCGAGGACAAGAUGAAGAGCAAGGUUGAUGCUGCUGGGCAGUAGUUGGCACGUGGUGAUGCUCCUGGCCAUGGCCUCUGCUGCCUGCUGACCUGCCCCUCCCUGGCAGAGCUCUGGGGGGGGCCUGCACCUCAGCCUGCCAUGGCAUGGUCCUCUCUGAAUGUGUCCUUAGCUGUGACAAUAAAACAAGCCCAUCUGAGGGGCUUUGGUUCUAAUAAAAACACAAAACCAAA
Messenger RNA from Apus apus (common swift), 1933 nucleotides. RefSeq names its product myosin binding protein H (gene MYBPH). Lineage: Eukaryota; Metazoa; Chordata; Aves; Apodiformes; Apodidae. The transcript has 12 exons. The record is from RefSeq and is a predicted model, not a curated record. The coding region runs from base 200 to 1693 and encodes 497 amino acids. Gene Ontology annotation, molecular function: protein binding.